Molecule: messenger RNA, 189 nt
Organism: Symbiodinium natans
Lineage: Eukaryota; Dinophyceae; Suessiales; Symbiodiniaceae
Source: the annotation of a GenBank genome assembly
AUGGAGAUCCCGACGACCUGGGGCUUUGUAGGAUCACAGCUCCUGAAGGAGGCUCAGCGCAGACUGGCCCGAGAUUCGUCCUUCAUCCCCAAGAAGUACCUGGAGCAGCGAUCUGCCGCGGUUGAGCAGGUGCAGAAGCAGGUCUUCCAGCUGACCCACGAUGCCAGGUCGGUCUUCUUGUUCGGCACG